This is a messenger RNA of Achroia grisella, 2082 nucleotides long. RefSeq names its product SET domain-containing protein SmydA-8-like. The coding region runs from base 84 to 1616 and encodes 510 amino acids. The transcript is spliced from 7 exons. The record is from RefSeq and is a predicted model, not a curated record. Lineage: Eukaryota; Metazoa; Arthropoda; Insecta; Lepidoptera; Pyralidae. Gene Ontology annotation, molecular function: protein binding.
UGUCUCCUAGUAAUAGUUAAAUUUAUAAUUUAACUAAUUAUAUUUUAAUUAUUAUAGUUAAUCUUUUCCAAACAUCAUACAAGAUGAACAUACGUUAUGAAGUGCUGAGAUCGGAUAAACUUGGGAGGUACUUAGUAGCCGCUAAAGACUUGAAGGCUGGCGAGAAAAUCUUGUCAGACGAGCCCUUCGUUAUCGGCCCCAGUAGCGACACAUCGCUCGUUUGUCAUAAUUGCUACUUGCCUCUUAUAAGCAAGUUUAUUGUAUGCAAGAGCUGUGCAGUAGCACCACUGUGCCCCGAUGAAGGAUGCCCUCAGCCACUGACUUAUAACUGGCAUUCUAAAUCAGAAUGUGAGAUCUUUAAGACGCUGAAACUCACUAAGGGUCUGAAUCCAAUGGUUAUGGUUCAGAAUGUUGGAUCGCUAAUAAUACUUCGCUCGAUAUUAAAGAAGAAAACAGAGCCAGAAGCAUGGGAGGAGUUUAUGCAACUAGAAACACAUAUUGAGAAGAGAAAAAAUACAAGCGUCUGGCAAUACUAUCAAAAUACUGUAAAGUUUAUUGAAUCCUUGGAUCUCGAUGGUGUCGAUACAAACUUGGUGCAAAAAGUAUGCGCGGCGGUGGAUGUGAACAGCUUUGAUGUGAGAGGACCACGGAUACCAGUUAUCGGCUGUUCUGAGAUACUGCGUGGGAUUUAUCUCAAAACAUCACUGAUGGCACAUGACUGUGUCGGGAAUACUCACCUCUCUAUAAAUGACAAUAAUUUACUUGUGUGUCAUGCUCGUAUAGAUAUCAAGAAAGGAGACAUAAUAUAUUUUAACUACACGGACCCCUUAAAGGGUACAAAAUUACGACAACAGCAUUUACUAGUCGGUAAAUACUUCAAAUGCACGUGUCAUCGAUGUUUGGACUCCACUGAGCUAGGAACCUACCUCAGUUCUGUGUUAUGCUCUGAAUGCAAGAUUGGCCUCGUUUCGAUGAAUAAAAACGGUAUUUGGGUGUGCAAUAACUGUAAAAAAGAUUAUGCACAAACACAUAUUGACAAGAAGAUUCAAGGUUGUUCUGAUAAAUUCGAUGUAAUUAAUAAGAAAGACGAAAAAGAACUCGAGGAGUACAUUCGAAAUGUGUCGUUACUGCUGGCUCCCAAUCACUACCUUUUGUUGGAAGCUAAACAACGUCUGGCCGGUGUCCUCAGAGACCUAAUUAGCAGAGAGACACGCCCUACCAAGAAAGUUAUGCGCCGAAAAUUACAAUUAUGUAAUGAAUUGCUUCCCGUCAUUGAGAAACUUAUCCCGGGCAUAUCCCGGACUAAAGCAAUCACUAUGUACGAACUACACGCAGCCAUGGUGCAAUUGGCGAGAAAAAUGUUUGAUGGACGUGAAAUAACGGGUCUUGCGUACAUGGAUGAAUUGCUACAUGCAGAGACAUACCUUAAACGGGCCCUAGAAAUGUUGUUCAUUGAACCAGGUAAUUCUCCUGAGGGAGAAUUAUGUGCUAAGGCACUAGAAGAGUACAGAGCGUUAAAAGCAACAAUGAACAGCGUGUUGGAUGGUAUACACGCUGAAGGUAAAACAUACGUUAAUGCUGCUGAUAGAGAGACACCUUCACAAGGUCAUAUAUGAAGAUAAUCCACAAACGAAGAUAUUACUGCUAUGUAGAAUAUUGGAAAACAUAUCUGGACUGUUGUUUUGUUUAAUUUUAUUUAGUGCGUAAGAUCGUAUGAUUUAUAUCCCGUAUGUCAGUUCCAUAGGUUAGUUUUAGCUGCUACAAAAUUGUUUCACAAGAUGCCUACAGUUAUUACUACUAGUACAGUUCGGCAAUACAUGCAAUUCAUCAUCACAUCCUGUGAAACCUAAAGGAUGGGUAUAACGUACAGUGCGAUUUCAGAAGAAUUUCCCACCGCGUAAACUGAGAUUGUUGAAUGAACUACGUAGGUAUUUUUUUCCAAAAUCUGAAUAUGUUAGCUUUUUUCAAUAGACAAAAAAGACCAGAUAGGCCGAAUGCCUAUUUGUUUGUUUGAAUGUCUAUUUUGUUUAAAAAAAAAUACAUAAAUGCAAUGCAUUUGAACUUUCAGGGGUUAUUACAUUA